AUGAGUGACGAGGAGCUCGGUCUUGACACGACUAUUCGUUGCAUCAAUGGUAAAUCUUACAUCGACAUUAGAGACAACAAAGAUGCAUCAGAAAGGGAAAUCGAGAUAGACCCUGAGACAGUUUUCAGGCUGGAGACAAUAGUAACACGGGCAAAUGUUUGUCAUCGGACCAAGGACGACAUGUACAUGGUCAAGUUUUCAUGGGGGUCAGGUACCAAACCAUCGGAGCUUGAUUAUUUGGAGCUAGCUAAACCGGUGAAUGGUGUGGUUAACUUGAAAUGGAGUAAAGAUAUACAUGAGGUUGAAACCCAUCGAACUGGGCUAGAUUUCUCAACGGCAUACAAGGUUUACUUUCGACAAAAUGAAUGGCGUCUCUCACUCGGCCGUCAUAGCAAAACAUCCAAAGCUGAACCCUAUUAUCGGAAACGUAAGCUAACGUUGGCACUGCUGUUACCGAAUGGACGCCCUCUAAAAUCCUGUCGAACGCCCCGGGAGUUCCUAAGUUGUAUACUUGAUGCCAUAAUUGGUCAUCGAGAUCUUUACACCGAUGCCAAAGUUCUACACUGUGAUGUUUCUGAGGGGAAUAUCAUUUUGAGCAAGCCUGAUGCAGACGGAAAAUCUCGCGGACUUCUUAUUGACCUGGACAUGUCUACUUCGAUCGAUGGCCAGGUGAAUGAGGAGGAGAAAAUUAAAAUGGCUGGCACCGUCAAAUACAUGGCGAUUGAAUUACUGAGGAAUAUGAACCAAGGAAACUACAGUAUUAAUAAAUCGUGUCGUUAUGAUCUCGAGUCGUUUUUUUACGUUUUUCUAAUGGGAUGCCUGCGGUACGGUUGUUCAAGUGUAAGGCCUGAAUACUUGAAAAGCUGGUACACGAAUAAUACUUCUCUGAAUUACUUCAAGAAGAAAGGAGAUAUUAUUCAAAAUUUCGAGAAAAAUAUACUGGAACACUUUUCAUCGAGUUUUGAGAGUGUCAAGGAUAUGGCAAAAGAGCUUCGGAAGAUAUUGUUUGGAGAAAAUUUAGAUCAGUUUGCCUCAACCCCUAAUUCUGGCCAACUUUAUGCUCCAAUCAUUCGUGCAUUUAAGAAUGUUAUAACACAAAUUGAUGGUAUGUAA
Molecule: messenger RNA, 1113 nt
Organism: Blumeria graminis f. sp. triticale
Lineage: Eukaryota; Fungi; Ascomycota; Leotiomycetes; Helotiales; Erysiphaceae
Source: the annotation of a GenBank genome assembly